GACGGGCUGCACCUCACAUACACCAGCUCACGAACAGAAAAAAGCAAGAACUUUCCCAACUUGGGACCGCAGUGCCUUCCACGUGGAACUGCAUUAAAGACCCCAGAAUCCGCCCAUUCACCAGCUACCCCGGCAGCAGCCCUCCUACACCUGGAGACGACCCUAAUUCACAGCAGCAUUGUGCGCAACACUGAGAAAGAAGCACGAAUUAACCGUUCCUUAGCCGAGGAACUCAGCGGAUCGUCCCGGGAAAGGACUGCGGAUUCGACGCGGACGGUGCCGUUUCUGCCUCCGGAUCUGCUUUUCCGACGUGCUCGGCUUUUCGCCCCGGCCAGGAUUCUGGAUAUGCAGCGGUCCGUGUGGACGAGGGGCUCAGGAUCCGGAUUCGCGUCCCAUCCGGUCUCGCUCCUUGCUGUCCACAUCUGCCCCAUCCCCGGCGAGCUCUCCGCCCUCUGCAGGGCCUCAGGGGGCCCCGGACCCUUUAGUGCUCGGACUGCGGGGCGCCGGAGCCUAGUUUCCGGGCGAGGCUCUUAGCCGCGUACCAACCGGAAGUGCCCGUGUUAUGACGGGAAGAGGUGCUUUCUGGGAACAGCAGGUGCUGAGGGGGUUGCAUGGUCCGCAAAGAUGAUUCAGGCGAUUUUGGUUUUCAACAACCACGGAAAGCCACGGCUGGUCCGCUUCUACCAGCGUUUCCCAGAAGAAAUCCAGCAGCAGAUUGUGCGGGAGACUUUCCACCUCGUCCUCAAGCGGGAUGACAACAUCUGUAACUUCCUGGAGGGUGGGAGUUUGAUUGGUGGCUCUGACUACAAACUGAUUUACCGGCACUAUGCUACCCUCUACUUUGUAUUUUGUGUGGAUUCGUCAGAGAGUGAACUUGGGAUCUUGGACCUCAUCCAGGUGCACUACAUCCUCCAGGAGGUGGUGAUGGGGGGCAUGGUGCUGGAGACAAACAUGAACGAGAUCGUGGCCCAGAUCGAGGCUCAGAACAGGCUGGAGAAAGCCGAGGGCGGCCUCUCAGCAGCCCCUGCGCGGGCCGUGUCUGCUGUGAAGAACAUCAACCUGCCCGAGAUCCCGCGCAACAUCAACAUCGGCGACCUCAACAUCAAAGUCCCCAACCUGUCCCAGUUUGUGUGAGGGUGCAGGAGCGGGUGAACUGGAGCCCUGGAGUGAGCAAAGCCAAAUCAGUCCAGAAGCAGAACCGUUUUGAGCCUUAGAAGUCAGAGGUCGGGACCUGAGCCUUUCUGUGUGGCGUGCAAUGGGAAGGGGGUUCACGCUUCCACAGCUGGGCUCUGCUCUGACCUGUGGCCUCUGCGGAUGGGAGGGCCUUGCCUUCCUCGGUGGGCAUUGGCCCAGGCCACUCGCACCUUCGCCUCCCCUACCACGCUCCAGGGACUGCCUCCCGCGGCCGCUUGCUUCUCUGAGCCCACCACCAGGACCAAGCGCGGUCCCUGGCUGGAGUCUUCAGCCUUAGCUGAAGCUGAGCUCCAGGUGUGAGGUCCUUAGCACUUCCUGGGGGUGAGGCACCUCAGGAAGAGGGCUGGCCCUUCAGAUUUGGGGUGUCGGGGUGGCAGGUAAGGGCAGGGCCUUACGAGAGCCGCCCCUCCGCUGGCUCUGCAGGUGCGUCACACCUCUGCAGAGCGUUCUCCCCACCUUCACCGCCCCACUUGUCACAGGUGUGGAGGGGCAGGACACAGUCCAGAUCAGAGGCCUGGGGCAUGCCCACCUCCCUUCUGUGGGUAGGGCGAGCACCCCAUCCAUGUGCCAGAGAGGUCCCUGGGUCGUGAGGAGGGCCCCGAGGCUGCAGAAGGCUGCAGCUGACGGCCUGUGGAACAUCCCAGAACUGGGACGCUCUCCAAGUCUGAAAUACACUCUCCUCACGGGAGCAGAAGGCCCA
Messenger RNA from Oryctolagus cuniculus (rabbit), 1894 nucleotides. It is a transcript of the gene AP3S2, whose product is annotated as adaptor related protein complex 3 subunit sigma 2. The record is from RefSeq and is a predicted model, not a curated record. Gene Ontology annotation, biological process: intracellular protein transport; Golgi to vacuole transport. Gene Ontology annotation, cellular component: membrane coat; AP-3 adaptor complex. NCBI's taxonomy places the organism in Eukaryota, Metazoa, Chordata, Mammalia, Lagomorpha, Leporidae.